Molecule: messenger RNA, 5374 nt
Organism: Trichechus manatus latirostris (Florida manatee)
Lineage: Eukaryota; Metazoa; Chordata; Mammalia; Sirenia; Trichechidae
Gene: PTK2B
Product: protein tyrosine kinase 2 beta
Exons: 30
Coding region: 1586-4489 (967 amino acids)
Biological process (GO): protein phosphorylation; signal complex assembly
Cellular component (GO): cytoskeleton; focal adhesion
Molecular function (GO): ATP binding; protein tyrosine kinase activity
Source: RefSeq, a predicted model, not a curated record
GUCCCAUGUGACUGGGCUAGGCUGAUUAAAAGGGCUGGACCCUCUGCACACCAGCAUUACUCGGGUGUGAAAUGUACCCUUUUAGUGAUUUAUUGUUAGGGUGAAUUUGCUGCCUGUCAGAAGCUUUCUGUGUUUGUUCCGAGAGAUGUUUUGGGGAAGCAGGGACUUGGAACAGUUUGUGUCAUCCUGUUCUCUGCCAUUCUGUCACUAUGCAUCCCUCCUUCCCUGACACCUUUGGCAAACCAGCCCUCAGGAACUGUUUCACUGGUUCCCUCUCCUUCCCUCCAUCAGCGCUUCUUUCUCUCCCAUCUGCUAGGACCCUUUGGCCUUGCGUGCAGCACAAUACUGUUAAGGUUUGCCAAUGAAAGCCAACAUUUACCUGAGAAGCUUCUGGGCUCCAGUUUAUGGCUGCCUUUGGUAGCAGCCUGCCCCUCACUGAAGAGACUACCAGGGUGAUGCUGAGCCCCAAAAGUGGGCAAGAGGGACUCACCCUGGAAAGUGCAUCGCUGGCCACACUGGUUAGUGCUUUUCAGAGAAACUCUUAUCAGGCCAGGAUGAGAGAGAAAUCAGCCUGCAGGCAAGGAGCCAUUCCCAUUUGUAGUCUAGAACCACUAGGUGGGAAAGAGGUUCAGUAAGUGCCUGGGGGAGUCCCUGGGUGGUGCAAACAGUUAACACACUUGAAAGCUAACCAAAAGGUUGGAGGUUUGCAUCUACCCAGAGGCUCCUUAGAAGAAAGGCCUGGCAGUCUACUUCUGAAAAAUCAGCUAUGGAAAACCCAAUGGAGCACAGUUCUACUCUGGCACUCAUGGGGUCACCAAGGGUUAGACUCCAGAGUCCAGAAUCAACCUGACAGCAACCAGUUUCAGUGCCUGGAGUGUCCCCACUCUGCCAGCAUUGUCACUUUUCUUUGUAACAAGGGAUGUCCAAAAUGCCUAAAUGGCCAGAGGUGGCUGGGAAUUCUUGUGAUAUCGACAAGGAAGGUCUUCCAAGGAUAGCAGCACUUUCGCUCUCCUCACCGUGGGAAAUGGAUAAAAGUGAAGGUAUCUGCAGGCCCUGAGAAAAAUCACCUUAUUGGGGUAAGGCUAGAAUAAGGGGUUAAAUCAUUCUGCCAUGCCGUGCUACUUCUGUGGUCUUGAGCCCAGUUCUGAGGGCCCCUUUUUAGCUGGAAAGGGCUUGCCGGAAGUGUCUAGGAAGGCAAAGGAUCUGAAGAUCAUGUCUUGUGAGAACUGUUUUAAGGAACUUAAGCAGCUUAGACCAGAGAAAACUCAGGAGAAUCAAAUGAGCAGUUAUCUGAUAUGCAAGGGGCAUUAGGUGGAAGUGAGAUGGGUUUUGUUCUCUGUAUCUUUGGAAGACAGACCCGGUGGAAGUCCCAGAAAAAUGUAUUUGGGCUGAAGAAAAAGAUUUCUAAUAAUUGGAGCUCUGAGCAAUGGAACAAAUUGCUAAAAUUUUAGGUAGUGAUUUCUUAUCACUGGAAGAAUUCAAGCAGAAGGUAACUAAGAGGGAAUUCCUGCUCUGCGUCCAAGUCUGGACUGGCUGACCUCUGGACUCUACAACGAUGUGCUGGUCUUAGCUGCUGUCUGAGAGGAUGUCUGGGCUGUCCGAGCCCCUGAGCCGAGUGAAGGUGGGCACAUUGUGCCGGCCCGAAGGUCCCCCAGAGCCCAUGGUGGUGGUGCCCAUAGAUGUGGAAAAGGAAGACGUGCGGAUCCUCAAGGUCUGCUUCUAUAGCAACAGCUUCAAUCCCGGGAAGAACUUCAAACUGGUCAAAUGCACCAUACAGACGGAGAUCCGGGAGAUCAUCACCUCCAUCCUGCUAAGUGGGCGGAUUGGGCCCAACAUCCAGCUGGCUGAGUGCUAUGGGCUCAGGCUGAAGCAUAUGAAGUCGGAUGAGAUCCACUGGCUGCACCCGCAGAUGACGGUGGGUGAGGUGCAGGACAAGUAUGAGCGUCUACACGUGGAAGCCGAGUGGAGGUAUGACCUUCAAAUCCGCUACUUGCCAGAGGACUUCAUGGAAAGCCUGAAAGAAGACAGGACCACGCUGCUUUAUUUUUACCAACAGCUCAGGAAUGACUACAUGCAACGCUAUGCCAGCAAGGUCAGCGAGGGCAUGGCCCUACAGCUGGGCUGUCUGGAGCUUAGGCGAUUCUUCAAGGAUAUGCCCCACAACGCACUUGACAAAAAGUCCAACUUUGAGCUCCUGGAGAAGGAAGUGGGGCUGGACCUCUUUUUCCCAAAGCAGAUGCAGGAGAACUUAAAGCCUAAACAGUUCCGGAAGAUGAUCCAGCAGACAUUCCAGCAGUAUGCCUCUCUGAAGGAGGAGGAGUGUGUCAUGAAGUUCUUCAACACCCUCGCAGGUUUUGCCAACAUCGACCAGGAGACCUACCGCUGUGAACUCAUUCAAGGAUGGAACAUUACUGUGGACCUGGUCAUAGGACCUAAAGGCAUCCGCCAGCUGACAAGUCAAGAUGCAAAGCCCACAUGCCUGGCGGAGUUCAAGCAGGUCAGGUCCAUCCGGUGCCUCCCGCUGGAGGAGGGACAGGCUGUGCUGCAGCUGGGCAUCGAAGGCGCCCCCCAGUCCUUGUCCAUCAAAACCUCCUCUCUGGCAGAAGCUGAGAAUAUGGCUGACCUUGUCGAUGGUUACUGCCGGUUGCAGGGGGAGCACAAAGGCUCUCUCAUCAUUCACCCCAAGAAAGAUGGUGAGAAGCGGAACAGCCUACCCCAGAUCCCCCUGCUAAACCUGGAGGAUCGACGAUCCCAGUUCUCAGAAAGCUGCAGCAUAGAGUCAGACAUCUAUGUCGAGAUCCCCGAUGAGACCCUGAGAAGGCCUGGAGGUCCACAGUAUAGUGUUGCCCGAGAAAAUGUGAUUCUGGGUCGUAUUCUUGGCGAAGGCUUUUUUGGGGAGGUGUACGAAGGUGUCUACCAGAACCAUAAAGGGGAGCAACUCAAUGUCGCUGUAAAGACCUGCAAGAAAGACUGCACUCUGGACAAUAAGGAGAAGUUCAUGAGUGAGGCAGUGAUCAUGAAGAAUCUCGACCACCCGCACAUUGUGAAGCUGAUCGGCAUCAUUGAGGAGGAGCCCAUAUGGAUAAUUAUGGAAUUGUAUCCCUAUGGAGAGCUGGGCCACUACCUGGAGAGAAAUAAGAAUUCCCUGAAGGUGCUCACCCUUGUCCUGUACUCGCUGCAGAUAUGCAAGGCCAUGGCCUACCUGGAGAGCAUCAACUGUGUCCACAGGGACAUCGCCGUCCGAAAUAUCCUGGUGGCCUCCCCUGAGUGUGUAAAGCUAGGGGACUUUGGCCUUUCCCGGUACAUUGAGGAUGAGGAGUAUUAUAAAGCCUCCGUGACUCGUCUCCCCAUCAAGUGGAUGUCCCCUGAGUCCAUUAACUUCCGCCGCUUCACGACAGCCAGUGACGUCUGGAUGUUUGCUGUGUGCAUGUGGGAGAUCCUGAGCUUCGGGAAGCAGCCUUUCUUCUGGCUGGAGAACAAGGAUGUCAUUGGGGUACUGGAGAAAGGGGACCGGUUGCCUAAACCUGACCUCUGCCCACCUGUCCUCUACACACUCAUGACCCGCUGCUGGGACUAUGACCCCAGUGACCGGCCCCGCUUCACUGAGCUUGUGUGUAGCCUCAGUGACAUUUACCAGAUGGAGAAGGACAUUGCUAUGGAGCAAGAGAGAAACACUCGCUACCGAGCCCCCAAAAUCUUGGAGCCCACAGCCUUCCAGGAGCCCCCACCCAAGCCCAGCCGGCCCAAGUAUAGACCCCCUCCACAGACCAACCUUCUGGCUCCCAAGCUGCAAUUCCAGGAGGAGGACUUCAUCCAACCCAGUAGCCGAGAAGAGGCCCAGCAGCUAUGGGAGGCUGAGAGGGUCAAGAUGCGGCAGAAGCUGGACAAGCAGCAGAAGCAGAUGGUGGAAGAUUACCAAUGGCUGAGGCAGGAGGAGAAAUCCCUGGACCCCAUGGUUUAUAUGAACAAUAAGUCCCCAUUGACCCCAGAGAAAGAGGCCGGCUACACGGAGUUCACGGGGCCUCCACAGAAGCCACCGCGGCUGGGCGCACAGUCCAUCCAGCCUACGGCUAACCUGGACAGGACUGAUGACCUGGUGUACCUCAAUGUCAUGGAGCUGGUGCGGGCUGUGCUGGACCUGAAGAACGAGCUCUGUCAGCUGCCUCCUGAAGGCUAUGUGGUCGUGGUGAAGAACGUGGGGCUCACACUGCGGAAGCUCAUUGGGAGUGUGGACGAUCUCCUGCCUUCCUUGCCAUCAUCUUCACGAAUGGAGAUUGAGGGGACCCAGAAACUGCUGAACAAGGACCUGGCAGAGCUCAUCAACAAGAUGCGGCUGGCCCAGCAGAACGCUGUGACCUCCCUGAGUGAGGAGUGUAAGCGGCAGAUGCUCACAGCCUCCCACACCCUGGCCGUGGAUGCCAAGAACCUGCUUGACGCCGUGGACCAGGCCAAGGUUCUGGCCAACCUGGCCCACCCACCUACAGAGUGAUUGAGGGCACCACCCUGCCUGCAUCAUCCACCCCCACCUGGUGUCAUGUACCCCACCCCCUGGCCCUUGCCUUGCUUUCAGUCAUGUGGGUCUUCUCAGGGGGAAGGCCUAGGGGAGUUCUUCCCUUGCCACUUUGCACGACCCCCAUCUUCCCACCCCCACCCCUGCUCAGGCUGCAGCUGGACACAGGAGACCCUGGGCUGUGGAUGCUGGGGGAUGGCAGAGAGGGCUCAGAGGAAGAGCUGCGGCUCCCAGCCACUCCCUCCUCACACCUGCUGGCCCCGAGCAUGGGUGCCUUGUUGGAUGUCACCAUGGAGCCAGGAGCAGCUGCAUGGACACGACAGGCAGAUUUGAGAACCAAACUAUUCUUUCUCCUUCCUCUUUGGCCCUCAGAGGACCCCUGCUGCACAGAGGGGCUGGGUAGGGGCUUUUUUUGGGAGGCAGUGGCUGAUGAGGCAAGGGAUGGACCUAAUUUCGUGUACAGUGUACAUUGGAAUUUAUUUAAUGUGAGUCUGGUCUGGACUGACAGCUGUGUGCCCUCCUGAGGGAGGACCUGGGAGAUGGUCCAGGAACAAGCUAAUUGGGACUCUGGGCACAGGACACUGUGUUAUGUCAACAAACCAAGCAUUGGAAAGACUAGGAAGAGACAGAAGCCAAAACAAAACUUUGAGCAUAUCUGCCUCUCUUCCUCUCUCCCUCUUUUUUCUUUCUUCCUUUACUUUCUUCCCCUCCUCUCCUUUCUUUUUCCCUCUUUUCUUACUCGUUCUCCUUUUUUCUCCCCUUUUCUCACCUAGUCCCUUCCUUUCGCUCGUGUUUGUGUAGAACACUCUUUUACCUCCUUUCUAUUUGACUUGUGGUUGAACUAAAAUUGUAUAAUUUGCUUUG